Molecule: messenger RNA, 3421 nt
Organism: Hypanus sabinus (Atlantic stingray)
Lineage: Eukaryota; Metazoa; Chordata; Chondrichthyes; Myliobatiformes; Dasyatidae
Gene: xrn2
Product: 5'-3' exoribonuclease 2
Exons: 31
Coding region: 151-3051 (966 amino acids)
Biological process (GO): nuclear-transcribed mRNA catabolic process
Cellular component (GO): nucleus
Molecular function (GO): RNA binding; 5'-3' RNA exonuclease activity
Source: RefSeq, a predicted model, not a curated record
AACCAGCCGCCCCAGAGUUCCUGGCGUUUCUCGUCGACUGAAGCCGCGGCAGGGAUUUGGGUCUCGGUUGCCGAUAUCUCCCACCAUCUGUGGCCGACAUUACUGCGUUCGGCGGCCGCGACCUGACUUAAAUCGGGAGGGGGAAAGAAGAUGGGAGUCCCAGCGUUUUUCCGCUGGCUCAGUCGGAAGUAUCCGUCAAUCGUGGUGCACUGCGUGGAGGAGAAGGCAAAGGAAGUCAAUGGAGUCAAAGUUCCAGUGGACUGCAGCAAGCCUAAUCCAAAUGAAGUGGAGUUUGAUAAUCUGUACUUGGACAUGAAUGGCAUUAUUCAUCCUUGCACACAUCCUGAAAACAAGCCAGCUCCCAAGAAUGAAGAUGAAAUGAUGGUGGCCAUAUUUGAAUAUAUCGAUCGUUUAUUUAACAUCAUUAGACCGAGGCGCUUGCUUUAUAUGGCAAUAGAUGGAGUUGCUCCCCGUGCCAAAAUGAACCAACAGCGAUCCAGACGUUUUCGUGCAUCCAAAGAGGGAGUGGAGCUAGCUGAGGAGAAGAACAGAAUGAGGAAAGAAGUGCUUUCUAAAGGUGGAUAUUUACCUCCAGAGACAGUAAAAGAAAGAUUUGACAGCAACUGCAUUACUCCAGGAACAGAAUUCAUGGACAACCUAGCACAAUGCCUUAGAUACUACAUCGCUGAUCGCUUAAAUAGUGAUCCUGGUUGGAAAAACUUAACAGUUAUUUUGUCAGAUGCCAGUGUUCCUGGUGAGGGUGAACACAAGAUCAUGGAUUAUAUAAGAAGGCAACGAGCUCAACCAAACCAUGAUCCAAACACUCGGCAUUGCUUGUGUGGGGCUGAUGCUGAUCUUAUCAUGUUAGGAUUGGCAACUCACGAAGUGAACUUCACCAUAAUCAGAGAAGAGUUCAAGCCAAACCAGCCAAGACCAUGUCCUCUUUGUGGCCAGAUAGGUCAUGAAAUCAAUGAAUGCCAGGGCUUGCCAAAAGAGAAGCAGGGAGAGUUUGAUCAGUUUGCAGGCAGUGCUCCUUCUGGUUCAGAAGUUGAGUUCAUAUUUAUCCGAUUAACUGUAUUGCGUGAGUACUUGGAAAGAGAAUUGACGAUGGCAAGCCUGCCCUUUCCAUUCGACUUUGAGAGGAGCAUUGAUGACUGGGUAUUUAUGUGCUUCUUUGUGGGAAAUGAUUUCCUGCCUCAUCUGCCCUCCCUGGAAAUUAGGGAAGGUGCGAUUGAUCGACUGGUUGGCAUUUACAAGAAUGUAGUGCACAAGACUGGAGGCUAUCUUACAGAGAAUGGUUACGUAAAUUUGGAACGAGUUCAGAUGAUUAUGACUGCAGUUGGAGAGGCUGAGGAUAACAUUUUUAAGAAGAGAAGAGAGGAUGAUGUGUCAUUCAGAAAAAGGCAGAAGGAAAAGAACAAAAGGAUGAAAGGAAACGUUUUGGAUGGAUUUGAGAGGGAGAGGAAAAAGAGGCAGACCGAUGCACCAUCCUUUAUUCCAGGUGGACAGCUUGCUCCACAACCUUUGGGCCAGCGAAGUGGUGGAAGUAAACCAGAGGCCAUUCAGAGUCCAAGGCAGACAGCUUAUGAAAUGAGAGUACAGAGUAAAGAUCAACAAAAUAGGACUGAAGCACAGAAUAGCAGUUCAAAUUCAGAUGGGAGUCAACUUCCACUGGGAAUGAAGAGGAAGAAUGGGGAUAAUGAUGAUGAUGAUGACGAACCACCAGAUAAUAUCAGGCUUUGGGAAGAGGGUUGGAAGCAGCGUUACUAUAAAAACAAGUUUGAUGUUGAUGCUUCUGAUGAAAAAUUCCGCAGAAAAGUUGUAGAAUCGUAUGUUGAAGGUUUAUGUUGGGUUCUUCAAUAUUAUUAUCAGGGGUGUGCUUCCUGGAAAUGGUUCUACCCGUUCCACUAUGCACCAUUUGCUUCAGACUUCUCAGACAUAAAAGAUAUGCCUUCCACAUUUGAAAAGGGAACACAGCCGUUCAAGCCACUGGAACAACUGAUGGGAGUAUUUCCUGCAGCAAGUGGUAACUUCCUCCCAAAGACCUGGCGGAUAUUGAUGGAAGAUCCAGACUCUUCAAUCAUUGACUUCUAUCCUGAUGAUUUCGCUAUUGAUUUAAAUGGAAAGAAAUAUGCUUGGCAAGGUGUUGCGCUUCUACCAUUUGUUGAUGAACGGCGGCUUAGAGCAGCUCUGGAAAAGGUUUACCCUGAUCUCACCCCUGAUGAAAUUCGACGGAAUAGCCUUGGAAGUGAUGUUUUGUUUGUUGAAAAACACCACAAAAUGUUCGACUUUAUUGUUGAGUUGCAAAAUGGUGAUGAUAAGGGUGUUGAAAUGUCUCCUGAACUUUGCCAUGGUAUAAAAGGCCUACUAACAACACAGAGUGAUUUAAUAAAGCCAGGGAAGAAGGUAGUUUCUCCUAUACCAGCACUGAAUGACAUUAUUGAGAAUAAUGUAUGCAGUAUACUAUUCAAGGAUCCUCAGUUUGAAGACAACUAUAUUUUCAAGGCUGUUUUGUUACCUACAGCAGUGAAGCCUCCAAAGGUAUUAAAACCAAGUGAUUGGGAGCAGUCAAAUCCAAAACAGCCUUGGCGGCCAAGACUUGGCUUUAAUCCCAGUCGGCAGCAGGUCCAUCUAGACCAGUCAGCUUUUAGAACGUUGGGCCAUGUUAUGUCAAAAGACCGCUCUCAGGGUGUUUACAGUUACACUCCUCCGCCUAGUUAUCAACAAGCGAAAAAUUCACGGCCCCCACUGAUGAGAGCACCACCAUCUCUUACUGUCCCACUGCCAAGCCUGAGACCACAAGAUUGGCGAGGUCCACAACCACUUUUUCAGCAACUUAUACCUCAGCGAAACCAGGGGGUUGAGCAGCAGUUGGCAUGGAACCGUAUCAUGCAAUCACAGGGUGGUUUAUUCCAGCAGAAUCACCACAGGCUUGGGGCAGGAAUGCCAGCCUAUUUUCAACAGAGGCAAGAUGAUCGUCGAGGGCGCCAGGGAUUUCCUGGGAGACAUUACCCAUUGCCACCAGAUUCUGGAAGAUUUGGUUGGAAUUAAAAGCCUCUCUUGGCUCUGCUGCACAGGCUGUGCCUUACAGGGUGCAGUUAAUUGAUCAGCGUCCAUCCAAGCUGAAUUUUAACAUUGUACCUGUAAAGAGUCCUGACUUAAUUUUUAAUGUGAUAAUGUAAUACUUGUUUCUAUGUAUUUUUGUGCUUCAUUUUUCACUUGCUGUUGUACGGAUUCUGCAGUUACCAUUUUUUUUUAAAAAAACACUGGAAUACGGUGUGGUAAAUAGAUUGCAGAAGGGCUACAGGCAAGACUUGCUGUUGACAUUGUAAUGGUUUAGCAUCUAUAAAAAUCGGGAAACCAAAUUGGGUUUUUAUUUGUGUACAUCAAAAGUGAUCUUUAGUAAAAAUGUAUUACCAUU